Messenger RNA from Habropoda laboriosa, 1590 nucleotides. RefSeq lists its product as uncharacterized. Bases 1 to 1590 code for a protein of 529 amino acids. Gene Ontology annotation, biological process: DNA replication, removal of RNA primer. The transcript has a single exon. Gene Ontology annotation, molecular function: nucleic acid binding; RNA-DNA hybrid ribonuclease activity. Lineage: Eukaryota; Metazoa; Arthropoda; Insecta; Hymenoptera; Apidae. The record is from RefSeq and is a predicted model, not a curated record.
AUGCGUGGUUUCACAUUCUCUAGCAGCAAAUCUACUUGCGUGCAUUUCUGUAGAAGGAAGCUACAUGCGCUGAAAGAGCUAAAGAUAAAGGAUUCUAUAAUCAAGUAUCAAGAUCACGUUCGAUAUCUGGGGAUACACUAUGACAAAAGGUUAAACUUCCACCACCAUAUACAGACACUUAUAAACAAAUGUAAGAAAGACCUAAAUGUAAUGAGAUGCCUCUCAAACACGAAAUGGGGUGCAGAUCGUGAGGCACUGCUUAAAUUACAUUCUGCAUUAAUACUCUCCAAAAUGCAAUACGGAGCAAUUGCGUAUGCAAACUCUCCCAAUUACCAGCUCAAAGCCCUAGACGCAGUACAUCAUGCAGGCAUCAGAUGUGCUUUAGGAGCACUAAGAACAUCCCCUGUACAGAGUCUUCUUUGUGACGCAGGAAUACCGCCACUUGAGAACAUAAGAAGUACGCAAAUCCUUAAUUACACUCUCCAGAUUCGAACAAAAUCAGACCACAUAAACUUUCCAACUUUUGUAAAUGCCGGCCAUCCAUCUGUAAACGACAGUCAUGAAAGGAAGCACAGAAAGUCAGCAUUUGAUAGAGCACACAUCUUAAUGAAAGAUAUGAACUUAUCAUUCGAUAAUGUCAUCCCACUCUGUAUAUAUCAAACACCCCCUUGGAUAAUACCAGAAAUAAAAUGUCACACAGAUCUAAGUAUAUAUAAAAAAGGAGGCACGAGCAAUAUCAUAUAUAAAGCGCUAUUUGAGGAAGUGUUAAAUCAAUAUGAAGACAAAAUCUGCAUAUAUACAGAUGGAUCUAAGACCAAACACGGUGUUGGGUACGCAUUCCACGUUGGUAGUGAAUCAUACUCGUGGACCAUGUCAAAAUACGCAUCCAUCUAUACGGCGGAAAUAUCCGCAAUAUGGAGAGCCCUAGUGUAUUAUGCAGAAAAGAGAGUGGAGAAAAAUGUAAUUAUAUGUACGGACUCUUUGAGCGCUAUACACAAAAUCAAGGACACAUUAUCUACAGAAGGAUUUACACAUAAAAUCGUAUCGUUAAUACAUAACCUGCGAAACUCAGGGAAGGAAGUAAUAUUUCUUUGGACUCCUGCACAUACAGGCAUAUAUGGCAACGAAGAAGCAGAUAAAGCAGCACGAGCGGCAACAGAACAACCCACAACUGAUAAUAAUAUUAGUGUAGCGGACCUAAAACUAGAAAUUAAAAGAUGUAGCAUGAACUUAUGGCAGGAAACAUGGAAUCAGAAUACCACACAAUUAAGGGAAAUAAAGGAAAGUGUAGAAAAAUGGGAACACCCACCACUAAGCAGAAAAGACAGCGUAAUACUGACCAGGCUGAGAAUAGGCCACACAUGGCACACAUCUGGACACAUACUUCGGAAAGAGGAACCACCAAAAUGUGAAAUAUGCAAAACAAGACUCACCAUUAAACACAUUAUUUUAGAAUGCAGCAAAUACAGUAGAAGUAGAAGAAAGCACCGGCUCUAUGACACAUUGAACGAAAACCUUAAGAGUACAGAUAUCAUACAAUAUAGAACACUACCAUUUAUAAAAGAGAUAGGCCUAUUCUCCAAAAUUUAA